This is a messenger RNA of Thamnophis sirtalis, 3746 nucleotides long. RefSeq names its product junction mediating and regulatory protein, p53 cofactor (gene JMY). Gene Ontology annotation, biological process: positive regulation of apoptotic process; intrinsic apoptotic signaling pathway by p53 class mediator; 'de novo' actin filament nucleation. The record is from RefSeq and is a predicted model, not a curated record. Gene Ontology annotation, molecular function: Arp2/3 complex binding; actin binding; transcription coactivator activity. Gene Ontology annotation, cellular component: cytoplasm; nucleus. NCBI's taxonomy places the organism in Eukaryota, Metazoa, Chordata, Lepidosauria, Squamata, Natricidae.
AUGAGCACCUUCGCCUUGGAAGAGACCUUGGAGGCGGACUGGGUGGCCGUGAGGCCUCACGCCUUCCACGAGCGGGAGAAGCAGAAGUUUGCCUUUAUCGUGGCCUGGAAUGAGAUCGAGAGCAAGUUCGCCAUCACCUGCCAUAACCGGACGGCGCAGAGGCAGCGCAGCGGCUCCCGGGAGUUCCGCCGCACUGGCGCGGUGGGCCCCGGGGCGCCCGAACAGCUAAGCGCCUCCUGUAAAACGGCCGGCAGCCCCACUAUACGAAAAUCCCCGGCCCGACGCGCCGCGGAGCCCAUCCAAGCCAGGAGCUCGCCGGCAUCGCCUGCCCGGGCCGAGUCGCUUCCGCGCAGCCCGGGCAGCCGAGCGGUUGAGGCGUCGCAGAGGAGCCCGGCGAGGACCAAGAGCAGCCUGGCCCGGAGGCCUCAGCCCGCUCCGAAGGCGCCGCUCAGCCCAGCGGCCUGCGCGGCCGAAGAUCUGGAGGAGCUGGAGCUGGGCAAGGACGAGCAUUCGGAAGGUGCCGUCGCUGCCGCCUUUCUCCUCCCUUCUCCCGCCGGGCCUCAAGCGACCGAGUCGCCCACCGCGGCCUCCGCCGAGGUGGAAGCGCUGUCUGGAGAGGAAUGUAGCUGGGCCGGCCUCUUCUCUUUCCAGGAUCUGCGGGCCGUCCAUCAACAGCUGAGCUCGGUGAACUCCGAGCUGGAGCCCUGUUUGCCCGUCCUUCCCGAAGAACCGUCGGGGAUGUGGACGGUGCUCUUUGGGAUUCCAGAGCUCUCGGAGGAAGAGAUGGAUGAGCUGUGUUACCAGCUGCAGGUAUACCUGGGCCACUGCCUCGAUACUUGCGGCUGGAAGAUCCUCUCGCAGGUACUCUUUACCGAAACCGAUGACCCGGAGGAAUAUUACGAGAGUCUGAGCGAGCUUCGGCAGAAGGGCUAUGAGGAGGUUUUGCAAAGGGCCCGUAAGCGCAUUCAGGAGCUUCUGGAAAAACACAAGAAUACAGAAAGCAUGGUGGAGUUGCUGGAAUUAUAUCAAAUGGAAGAUGAUGCAUAUGGUAGCCUUGCUGAAGCCACCACAGAACUCUAUCAAUAUUUACUGCAGCCAUUCCGAGAUAUGAGGGAACUUGCUAUGCUCAGAAGACAGCAAAUAAAGAUUUCCAUAGAAAAUGAUUACCUAGGACCUAGAAGAAUUGAAAGUCUUCAAAAAGAAGAUGCAGACUGGCAACGGAAGGCUCAUAUGGCUGUAUUAUCCAUACAGGACCUUACAGUAAAGUACUUUGAAAUAACAGCAAAAGCACAAAAAGCUGUAUAUGAUCGUAUGCGAGCAGACCAGAAAAAGUUUGGUAAGGCAGCUUGGGCAGCAGCAGUGGAACGAAUGGAAAAACUUCAGUAUGCAGUGUCUAAAGAUACUUUGCAAUUGAUGAGAGCAAAAGAAAUAUGUUUAGAACAGAAGAAACAUGCAUUAAAAGAAGAGAUGCAGAGCUUGCAAGGGGGCACAGAAGCUAUAGCUCAUUUGGAUGAACUUGAAGCUGAUUACUAUGAUCUGCAACUUCAAUUGUAUGAAGUGCAGUUCGAAAUUCUGAAGUGUGAAGAACUAUUUUUGACAGCACAACUUGAAAGCAUUAAAAGACUUAUUUCAGAAAAAAGAGAUGAAGUAGUAUAUUAUGAUACUUAUGAAAGUAUGGAAGCCAUGCUUGAAAAAGAAGAUAUGGCAGCAUCCAUACAUUUGCAAAGAGAAGAGUUGCAGAAAUUACAACAGAAAGUCCGUCAACUAGAAGCAAGGCGUGGUCGCAUUUCUGCCAAAAAAGCCUACCUCAAAAAUAAAAAGGAAAUCUGCAUUACAAAGCAUAAUGAAAAAUUCUCACAACAUUCUCAGACUGAGGGAGAGUCAGAAAAUGCUGCAAAGUUUAAAAGAGAGCGGUUGCAAGAUGAGGUAGAAAGAAAAAACUCAUGGGUUAGUCAAGAACGACAGAAAACAUUGGACAGACUUCGAACAUUUAAACAGCGCUAUCCUGGGCAAGUAAUUCUUAAAUCAACUAGACUUCGGCUGACUCACGCAAGAAGAAAAAGUACAGCCACUUCAACAUCUUGUCUAGAACAUCCACCAUCUUCACCAGUAACUACACAGACAGAUAAUAUGGAGCAAGAAAAAGCAAUCCAGCCUUUACAAAAACAGGAGUCUACAAGUUUAGGACAAUUUGAAGAUAUUUUUCUAUCUCCCAGUAGUGUUACGUCUGAAUUUUCUCAAACUGAUUCUCUUCCAGCUCUCAUUAGUAAUGAAUUUCAUUCCAAAACAAUUAGUGAGGCACCAUUUCCUCCUCCUCUACCACCACCACCACCACCACCACCACCACCUCUGCCCACCAAGGAAGAAUCUACUCAGUGUUCUGAAAAAAGCACUAGUCCUGUUAAACAAAGCAAUACAGAGAAGCCAGCUCCGUUGCUCACUAUUGCACCAUCAGCUCAUUUUUUUGAUAGCAGUGAAUUAGUCAGUGCCAAGAAAAAAUUGAAGAAAACUGGUGAUAUAGAAGGAUUGCAAAGAAGAAGAGUGAGUUCACCAAUGGAUGAAGUUUUGGCUUCCCUGAAACGUGGCAGCUUCCACCUGAGGAAGGUUGAACAGAGAAAUCUACCCCCAUUUCCCGAUGAAGAUGACAGCAAUAACAUCCUGGCACAGAUAAGAAAAGGCGUGAAACUGAAGAAGGUUCAAAAGGACAUUAUGAAAGAAUCAUUCACAAUUUUACCUGAUGAUGAUCCUUUAACUCGCAGCAUCCAUGAAGCACUACGACGGAUUAAAGAGGCAUCACCAGAGUCUGAAGAUGAGGAAGAGAAUCUACCAUGCACAGACUGGGAGAAUUAAGGGUCUGAGGAUUCCAAUGAAUAAGAUAUUUCUUUCACUUCUGAACAUUCAUAAUCAACAGUUUGAUCAUCACUUUAGGAGAAUUUUACUCUGAGAAAAUAUUUGAUAUGUGCAUGAAUACAUUUUUUAAAUUCAUAGUAGAAGAUUUCAGUUGGACCAAAAGCUGCAUUAUUUAAGUGCACAUUUUGCAUAAUUCUGAGAAGAACCUUUCAAAAUAUUUUCUGAUUCUUCACUUACUUUUUACAUACAGUAUGUGUGAAACAUGUCAGCAGCUUUUGCAGCCAAGCUUCUUCCCAGCAUAAUUUACUAGAACAAGUAUGAAGUCUGACUCCAUUGAAGAUAUCAGUGUUUAAGAAAAAGUACUGCUACAUUGACAUAAAUUUCUUGUUACACCAACGGGAAUUCAUUUCACAUAGGAGGUAGAUUUGAAAGGAAAAUGCAUUUUAACUACUAAUAAUUCAAACUACAAUUUAGUUUGAAAGUGAGAAAUGUUUAAUGGAAAAUACUCUUAAGAAUGAAAUUCAUGUAUUUAAAAAUUUGUUUACAGUCCUAAUGCAUUAUAAAACAAUAUAUAGCAAAACUCUUAGAAGGCCAUGGAUACUGUAAACACCUUAUAUUUUUAAAUUAGUGUUUGUUUGUUCUCUUACAGUAACUUUUUAAUUGCAGGGCUGAGUUAUAAUAAAGUUAUACAUUUUAUUUAUAGAAGCAAUAUUUUAUAAUGAGAACACUUAAAAUUAUUUUUAUCUAUUUGUUUGACUGUUCUUUGAUUACUCUAAGAAACUUUUAUUUAAGGAGAAUGCAAAAUUGAAAUGAGAUUUUACUUCUAAGUUGUAAAAUUAUAACCAUUUUCAUCCACCUUCCAUUUUCAUUAUUCCCAUUCAUUGUUACAAAUAUAU